Acanthosepion pharaonis is the source of this 1008-nucleotide messenger RNA. The record is from the annotation of a GenBank genome assembly. Lineage: Eukaryota; Metazoa; Mollusca; Cephalopoda; Sepiida; Sepiidae.
AUGUUGUCUCUUUUAUCCCCCAUUACAAUUCUUUUAUACACAGGGUAUAAAGAUAUUUUCCUUCUCUUUGUUAUUAUAAUUUCUUUCUUUUCUUUAUCUUUCUUUUUAUCAUUUUCGUCCUUCCGUUCUCUUCCACUUAUCCUCCUUUCCUUCUUUUUCUUUUCAUUUUCAUCCUUUUCUUCACAUUCUUAUCAUUAUUCACCCUUUCCUUCUUAUCAUUUCACACUUUCCUUACUUUUCUUUUCAUUUUCAUCCUUUUCUUCACUUACUUAUCAUUAUUCACCCUUUCCUUCGAUUUCUUAUCAUUUUACUCUUUCGCUCCUUUUCAUAUCAUUUUCACACUUUUCUUCUUCUUCUUUUUUUUUUUUUUUGACUUAUUAUCAUCUUUUCCGGUCCCUUCUCUUUCUCAUCAUUUAUCAUAUUUUCAGUGUCUUUCUUAUUUUCAUUUAUUAUCCUUUCCUUCUAUACCUUAUCAUUUUUUAUUAUUCCAUUCCCUUCCUUAUUAACGCUUUAACCAUUUCUUUCUUUUAUUUAUCAUGUGUUAUCCUGUCUUUAUUAUCAUUUUCUUACUUUCCUUCUCCUAUUAUUGCAAUUUAUCAUCCGUUCCACAUAUCUCUUUAUUGUCCUCCUUUAUUUUACAUCCGUUUUCGACCGUUUUUAUUCACAAUCUCAUUCACCAUCCUUUCCUUCCCAUUUGACUUAAUUUCAUUUUCUUUGUUUCCCAUUCUCAUCUUUCUGCAUCGUUACAUUUUUCGCCAAAAACUAGCUAUCUACAUUUUCCAUUCUUCUUUCUUAUUUUUAAUACUUCCGUCCGUAAUUUUCCCUUCAGGAACUUUCCUACGUUCUUAUUUACCCACGUUCUUUAUUUCUUUCAUAUUUCCGAUACCACAUUCUUUUUUUUUCUCUUUAUCGUCAUUAACUUUCAUGCACGGAUCCCUUCAGGAGACAGCCCCACGCCCUGAAGGCUCACCGUCAUGCCUCCUCUGUCUCACGACUUCUGAGAAUUAA